AUGCCAGUUCGAAUAUCAUCAGAAGACGCUCCAGAAGCGGGUCCAUCUCGCAGGUCUGUCCCGCCUCGAACAUCGCCUGAGAUGGAUGGGGAGGAUGGCAUGAUUGAAGAGGAAGGAUGGACAAAAGAGACGUUCGAGAAUCGAAGCAUCUCCAAGAGUACCCAUUCGGCUAUCCCCUUGUUACGAACGACGAUGGACAAACUGAAAGAGGUCAUAUCCCGAACAGAAGAAGGUCUGGAGAUCGUCAAGGAGACUGCUAUUGCUCUGGAAGAUUCACAGCAGGAUGAACCUUCAAUAGACGAAGCUGAAAAUUCAUUCUUCAAAGCCUUGGACCAGCGAGAAUUGCUUACUAUAAAGAUCGGAGUGUUGGAGGAUAUCAUCAAUCAGCUUAGAGCAGGUGAAGAAUAUUCGAAUAUCGAAUCUUCUUACGAACAAUUAUCAAUUCCGAGGGAGACCGAGUAUCUGGGUAAAUCGAAAAGAGGGAAAUAUAAAAAUUCGAAGGAGUAUGCCGACUUCCGUUCUGCUCUAUGGGAGGUCAAUCAUACGACAGCCUGUCCACCGGUCUCACAGUGGCUAGAGAAGGGACCGGAUGAUGAAUCAGAUGACGAUGAUUUCGAUGUUGGUGGUGUUACCCAGAAUUACAGAUGUCCUAUCACUUUGGUCCUGUUCGAAGAUGCCACUACCAGUAAUAAAUGUGGACAUAACUAUUCCGGAGCAGCCAUUAGAGAUCUAGUCGAUAGUGCUCGUAAAUCGCGAAGACCUGCGAAAUGUCCUGUGACGGGAUGUUCGGCUGUGUUAGAUAAGAACGAUCUGAAGCCCAACCCUGCUUUACAAAAGCGCGCGGAUGAAUUCGCCCGAAGAGAGAAAAGGAGGGAGGAUGAACGAGAAGAAGGUGAUGAUACAAUUGCGAUCGAGGAUGAUGAGGAAGAUUAUUGA
Kwoniella botswanensis is the source of this 936-nucleotide messenger RNA. RefSeq lists its product as uncharacterized. The coding region runs from base 1 to 936 and encodes 311 amino acids. Gene Ontology annotation, cellular component: nucleus; Smc5-Smc6 complex. Gene Ontology annotation, molecular function: zinc ion binding; SUMO ligase activity. The record is from RefSeq and is a predicted model, not a curated record. Lineage: Eukaryota; Fungi; Basidiomycota; Tremellomycetes; Tremellales; Cryptococcaceae. Gene Ontology annotation, biological process: protein sumoylation; double-strand break repair via homologous recombination. The transcript is spliced from 8 exons.